Molecule: messenger RNA, 2321 nt
Organism: Chlamydomonas reinhardtii
Lineage: Eukaryota; Viridiplantae; Chlorophyta; Chlorophyceae; Chlamydomonadales; Chlamydomonadaceae
Exons: 13
Coding region: 101-2311 (736 amino acids)
Source: RefSeq, a predicted model, not a curated record
CUAAAGCUAACAGUCACGUUCAUACGUCCUUCUGGCUUGCCGCGAGCGCGUUUUGCCCUCUUGCACCACAAACCCUUCUCCACUGCUCUUCCCGUCUGUGAUGAGCUUGCGUGGCCUGCCGACAGUCCAGAGCAGUCAGCGCGCAACAAGGCGGUGUGCUGCUCAGGUGGCGUCCUCCGUGCGGCGUGCUCUGCCGCGCCUGCUGUCGCCGGCGUCCGUCUGCGCCAAGCUCGGCGGCACCCGGGGUUUUGGUAACCUCACCGCCGGCACCAACGCCGCCAGCGGCUCGCUAGCCUCCGCCGCCUCCGCCACCACCGCCUCCACCUCCACCUCCACUCCAACCAUGGCUGCUCCCCCCAGCCCCGCCGGCUGCCCCAAGCUGGCCGGCCUGCGCGCGGCCAUGGCUGCCGCGGACGGCGGCCGCGGCGUGUCGGCCUACCUGGUGCCCACCGAGGACCCACACAUGAGCGAGUACCCGCCCGCGCGCCUCAAGUACCGCGAGUGGAUCAGCAACUUCACGGGCACUGCCGGUACGGUGGUGGUCACCCAGGACGCGGCGCUGCUGUGGACCGACGGCCGCUACUUCCUGCAGGCCGCCACCGAGCUGGGUCCGGAGUGGACGCUCAUGAAGGCAGGCACGCCCGGCUGCCCCGACGGCGAGGAGAAGGUGCAUGCCGAGUUGCGGGCGCGCAUUGUUGGUUUCAUGGCAGACCACGAGGAGGAGUUCGCGCCGUUCGUGGAGGACGACGAGAGCUUCGGCUCCUACGUAGCUCGCAUGAAGAAGGACGGCACGUGGGCUGGCUACAUGGAGGUGGUGGCGGCGUCCCGGUGCUUGGGGGCCAACCUCACCAUCUACCAGGCGGGCCAGCCGCGUUGGCGAGUGGUGCACCACCCCGAGGACACCGCACCCAUGCUGCACCUAGCCUACUCGGACGGCCAGCACUACGACUCGGUGCGCUGUGCGGACGACUACGGACACGGCCCCGCGGCGCCCGUGGUCAUCCGGGGCGACGGCACUGUGCCGGCCCGGCCGCAGCGACCCGUGCGUGACGCCGGCUCGGAGCCCUGGGACGAGCGCGACGAGGCACGUGUGGCCGCCAGCACGGCCUGCCGCGACCUUGGGCUGGUGCGGGCGGCGCUGUCGGCGGCGGGCGGCGACGUGGAAGCAGCCGUGGAGAAGGUGAUUGAAAUGCUGGCGGAGCAGGCGGAGGCGGAGGAGGGGGCGGAGGAGGUGGGGGAGAAGGAGGAGAAGGAGGUGAAGGAGGAGGGGGCAGGGAAGGAGGCGGAGCCGGGGGGAGAGGGGGGCGUCAGCGACGUGGCAAGCAUAACGAAUGGGGCGGGAGAUGGGAGUGGAGGCGGAGGCGCAGGUGGAGGCGGGGGCGGAGGCAGCGGUGGGAACGGCGAGGCGGCCACAGGCGCUCGUCCACCUGAUGCUGAGCCCAAAGUUGGGAGAGGCGGCGAAAUGACGUCGGCAGGAGCAGCGGUGGCGGGAGCAGCGGCGGCGGAAGCGGCGGCGGCGGGGGAAGCGGCGGGGCCGGCACCGGCGCCGGCAGAGGCCCGAGUCCCGUCCACGGCUCUGCGGGAAACAGACGCAGACGCGGCUUCUGCUACAGCCGCAUCUGCAGCCGGAGCUGCAGUUGCCACGGCUACAGCCGCCACAGCUACAGCCGCCACGGCUACAGCCGACCCUGCGACGUCCGCCACGGCGCCCAGCUCUUCGACAACAGGGCCGGGCGGAGCCUCUGCCGACGCGACUGGCGGGGCCGGCGAGCCAGCACCUGGCGAAGCGAAGGGCGCGGGGCGGAAAGCGCCUGACUCGGCAAAGCGGCGCGGGAUUGUCGUCGGCAGUCGCAGCAGUAGCAGCAGCAGCAGCGCCGCCGCGGCCGGCUCCUCCUCGGCGCCCGCCAACAACAAGCGGUGUCCGUGUGGCAGCAAUAAGAAGUACAAGGCGUGCUGCGGACCGGCGGCGGCAGCGGCGGCGCGGCGAAAGGCGGCGGCGGGCGAGGUUGAGGUGGAGGCUGCGGCGGGUUUGGGCACGACGGUGGUGGCGCAGGUGGCAGCGCUGCUGGAGGACUGGCUGGUGUCCCACCUGCCCGAGGGCGCCCGGGUGGGCUGUGACCCCUGGGUCCACACCGUGUCGGGGGUGCGCGGCCUGCAGCGCAAGCUGGCAGAGGGAGGAAAGGGUCAGUCGCUGGUUCCGCUGCUGCAGGACGGAAACCUGGUGUCCAAGGUGGGUGGGUGGGUGGGUGGCCUGCGUGCCGGCCUUGAUGUGCCAGCCCUCCACCGGCUGUGGGGAGGGGGAGGGGUUUGAGGAGGGGUUC